CCUCAGAAUACCCAUAGUGAGAUGUAAAUUAGACUAUGCUAGUGUAUGUUAUCAUCUUGAUAUUGGAUAGUAGCAUAUGUUUUCGUAUGUAUGAUGUUAUUCAUAGUGUGAAUAACUAGCUAUAUUACUCGAAUGAUCUUUUAUCUUUAUUAAAUCAUUGUCACGUAAAUAAAUUUGUUGAGUUGAGUCUUAAGUUACUCCUGUGGGCAGUCUCAGCCAUCAGCGGGCGUGCAUCGCGUGGGUGCGAACGACCGCCAGGUAGCGCCACAACGGCGUGGGUCCAAGCUGAUAGUAUACCGCCAGGUCGUCGGGAUUUCAGCCAGCCAAGCCAAGCCAAGCCGUGUGGAGCAGGCAGAGCCUACAGUACGAACCAAUCCCAGCUCCCAACUCCGUGUGGUAGCUGUCGCAUUGAAGAAGCAAAAACCAAUCCUAACUCGACACUACUCAUGCACGAGCAAGCCAUUAUAAAUGCAUCACCCACGACCACUUACAAGUUACUCCACAACAGUAGCCCACAACGUCUCUUGUGAGUAGCUCCUUCCUGUCAAGCAGCUAAGGUAGUAGCUAGCUACAGUACGAGCAUGGCUGGUGGCGGGGACACGCCGGGCAGACUGGAGAGCAUCCUGACGGACACAUCGGCGCCACGGGCGGAGCGUGCGUGGGCGGCGGGGGCGGUCGAGCUGCGGCUGCUGUCACGGCUUGCGGCGCCGGCGGUGGUGGUGUACAUGAUCAACUACGUCAUGUCCAUGUCCACGCAAAUCUUCUCCGGCCACCUGGGGAACCUGGAGCUCGCCGCCGCCUCGCUCGGCAACACCGGAGUCCAGACCUUCGCCUAUGGCCUCAUGGUACCUACGCACGCUCUCCUGCAUCUCAGCUCUAAUUCAUUUGUCAUGUGUACCUUUACUUGAUGAUACGCCCCACUUUGGCUCUUCAUCCAUUGAGUAGAUCGAAAUAUGUAAUCAACCCUCGACAAGUCGUGUCAAUCCUAAAAGGAAAAACUUGGCAAGCACUGGAGUGUUUGUGUUUCUCUGCCUGCUGGGUAUGGUAUAGUUCGGUUCCAGCACACCCUCCAUGGGAGCAAUGCUACACUUACGUAAUUCUUAUUACUGGAUUUAGGUAAUGAGCAACUUCGGCAGUUGUGUUGGAGAUUGGGAAAGGAAGGGGCCCACCCGCCUGAAAAUCAGGGGAGCGAGAGAGAGUUUGUUAGGACAAUUAUGUAGAACGUACCUAGCAUUACGUGGAUGUAGGAUUUUCGCCCUCCCCUCCAUCGAUCUGACACAACCCACAACUUAGACAACGCGUGAAAAAGCUCUCAGACUAUUAUUUUUUGAAA
This is a messenger RNA of Triticum aestivum (bread wheat), 1333 nucleotides long. Its product is annotated as protein DETOXIFICATION 40. The record is from RefSeq and is a predicted model, not a curated record. NCBI's taxonomy places the organism in Eukaryota, Viridiplantae, Streptophyta, Magnoliopsida, Poales, Poaceae. The coding region runs from base 582 to 908 and encodes 108 amino acids. The transcript has a single exon.